Chironomus riparius is the source of this 1075-nucleotide messenger RNA. Lineage: Eukaryota; Metazoa; Arthropoda; Insecta; Diptera; Chironomidae. The record is from the annotation of a GenBank genome assembly.
AACACACUGAACAUUGCUGAUGAAAGUUAGAAAAUUGAAAUUCCAUUAAAUUUAAAAUUAAAGUUGCCAAAGUAUCGUAAAGUUUAUCAACUCUAUUUUACAAAGAGUUUGUAUUAUGAACUUUAGAGGCACUGCAUCCGAUGAGGAAUUUGUUAGACAUGUACAAAAUAAUCCAAUACUUUGGGACACGAGAUGUCAGGACUAUAAAGAUUGUAAAGAGAAAGCUCUAGUAUGGGAUGCGGUAGGAAAUGCUUGUGGAAUCACCGGAGAACAAGCCAGAUUGAAAUGGGUAAGCCUACGAGAGAAGUAUCGGAGGGAGAAACUUUACUGGGAAAAUAUAGAGAAAAAUGGAAACUCAAGCAAUGCACCACUCAAAGAAUAUUGGCCUUUAAUGAAAGAUAUGAAAUUUAUAGAUGCCGUAUCAACAAAAAGACAUUCAUAUCGAAAAACAAUGAAAAACGAAAGAAUGGGAUCAACUUCAGGAAUGACACCAUCAUACUCGCCGAAUAUCUCAUUAACAACAUCACCUCAAAACUUUCCAGGAGCCAUGCAAGUUCUCGAGCCACUCGAUAAUAAUGAAGAACAAACUCACUUCCUUAUGAAUAAUUCAUUUAAUGGCGUUGAUGACGACGAUCUAUCAAUGGAUUCUGAUAACGGGUAUAAUUCUUUAGAUAUAAAUAAGACUAAAUAUCAAUCGUUUGGUAUUUAUAUUGGCAAUGAACUCUGUGCUCUUCGCGAUGAAUUUGCGGAAGAGCUACACGAGCGAUUAUUGUCCGAGUUAUUAAAGUUUAAGCGUGAAUUAAGACAAGCUAAAUGCGCGGAGAUGUAAAUAAGCAACAAUACAAAACAAACAAAAAAAGUUAUACAAAAACUGCAACAUAAUGCAAUAAUUUUAUCCCAAAAAUGAAGAUUAUGAAUUCGCAUAAUUAUCACGGCGGCUCCAAAAUAAAGGAAAUAUCAACGAAAAAAAGGAAUAGAUUUUUAAGCGUAAACACGUAUUUCUAUAAUGAGAAAAAAAAUGAAAUGAAAUGAAACCUUAAUUACUCAAUUUUUAGCGAACAAGUAUCAAAGUAUU